Messenger RNA from Botrytis cinerea B05.10, 1735 nucleotides. It is a transcript of the gene Bcpro2, whose product is annotated as Bcpro2. Gene Ontology annotation, molecular function: glutamate-5-semialdehyde dehydrogenase (NADP+) activity; NADP binding. The record is from RefSeq and is a predicted model, not a curated record. The transcript has 3 exons. Bases 158 to 1507 code for a protein of 449 amino acids. NCBI's taxonomy places the organism in Eukaryota, Fungi, Ascomycota, Leotiomycetes, Helotiales, Sclerotiniaceae.
GAGGGUGGAACAAAGGCAUUCAUCAUUUUGUUAUCAAAACUUUGUCGAGUGAAUCUAUAACACAUUCUUGGACAAUUAACAAAGCUUAAGUGGCUGUAAUCUCGAAUUACAUAUUCUACAAGUCCUUCAUUUCUUCACUCAAAUUUUGCAAAUCCCCAUGUCUCUCACAAACGCAACCCCAGCAGAAGCUGCGAGCGGGGCUAAGACUGCUUCUCACAUUCUAGCUACACUCCCAACAGCCUCUAGAAAUGCAGCUCUAACGGCUAUCCAUGAUGCACUUCUCCAGAAUAAAGCAGAUAUACUAGCAGCCAAUGCCCGGGAUCUUGAAUUGGCUCAAAAAGAAGCCGAAGGUGGUCGUUUAAGCUUAAGUAUAGUGUCGAGACUGGAUUUGGGAAAGAAGGGGAAAUAUGAGGAUAUGUUGAAGGGAAUAUUGGAUGUCAGAGACCUCGACGACCCUGUUGGAAAAGUUACAUUGCGGACACGACUUGAUGAUGGUCUAGACCUUGAGAGAGUCUCGUGUCCCAUUGGAGUCCUUCUGAUUAUCUUUGAAGCACGACCCGAAGUCAUUGCAAACAUUGCUUCGUUGGCGAUCAAGUCCGGAAAUGCCGCUAUCUUGAAGGGUGGAAAGGAAUCUACAGAAUCUUUCAUUGCUAUCUCUACGGUAAUCUCAGCAGCUUUACAAUCGACAGAAGUUCCUGCAGCUGCGAUCCAAUUAGUCACUACUAGGGAUGUAAUUCCUCAAUUAUUGGCAUUGGACCAAUAUAUUGAUCUCGUUAUUCCAAGAGGAUCGAACGAAUUGGUCAGAUAUAUCAAAGAGAAUACGAAAAUUCCAGUCAUGGGUCACGCGGAUGGCCUUUGCUCGAUAUAUCUUGAGAAAACGGCUGACCCAGCAAUGGCAACAAGAGUUAUUGUCGAUUCAAAAACUUCAUAUCCAGCUGCUUGCAAUAGCGUGGAGACUUUACUCGUUGAAGAAGCAGCUCUCGAGACAAUUCUCCCGCAAGUCGCAGGAGCACUCUUAGAGAAGGGCGUUUCCCUACGAUGUGACGCUUUAAGCAAAUCAGCUCUUACAUCAAAACUUCCAUCUAAUCAGGCAGUCUUCCUCCAAGAUGCAGUUGAAAGCGAUUUCGACACGGAGCAUUUAUCCCUUGUUCUUGCCAUCAAGACUGUUUCUAGUCUCAACGAAGUCAUUUCACAUAUCAACAUUCAUGGUUCUCAUCACACAGAUGUGAUACUCACGUCAUCUUCUGAGCUUGCCGAGCGAUUUAUGGCUGGUGUUGACUCAGCAGGAGUUUUCUGGAAUACCUCCAGUCGCAUGGCUGAUGGUAUGCGCUUUGGCUUCGGUACCGAAGUAGGAAUAUCAACAAACAAGAUCCAUGCACGGGGACCAGUUGGUUUGGAAGGUUUAAUGAUCUACAAAUACAAAAUUCGCGGCAAUGGUCAGAUGUCCGUUGAGUAUGGUGAGGGAGAGGGCCAAAAAAGGUUUAAGCAUGAAAAUCUCUCGAUAUAGUUUUCUUAUCGCAUCAUAAAAGGCAAUCAUGUUUUCAAUUGUAGGCGUAUAUAUUUCUUGGCGCAUUCGCGUCGAGUUCAUUUUUUUGAUUGUUGAUACUUGAGGCGUCUGAGAAACUUGAGACGAGCCCGUGUACAUGGAUUUGAUCUGUUGAACGCGUGAUAGUGUGCAUCUCUUCUCUUCGCUUUCCUAAACAUCCAAGAAUUUGGCCCAAACACCGUUUCUCCA